GGCGGUGUCAGGCUGGAUGCCAUGGACCCGCUGCUCCCCGCAGACACGGAGGUGAUGGAGCGAGAGGAAGACAAGGAUGCGAAGAGGAAGAUCCAGUUCUCCGUGCCUUCCUCCGUACCCACCCAGCUGGACCCGCGACAGGUGGAGAUGAUCCGACGUCGGAGGCCGACACCGGCUACACUCUUCAGAUUGACAGAUCCACCUUCACCGGACGAAGACAGCGGCCCCCAUCAGUGGGUUCUGGGGGAAAAUGGAGCCUUGAAAGCCAAACUGGUCCAUGCGUCCACCUACCAGCCACCCUCACUUAAAGCUGUCCAGAGGAUGGCCCAGGCCCACCUGGCCUCCCUAGACAGAGAGGACCCCUCCUCUGCGGAGGAAGAAGAGGAAGAUCUAAGAGGAGAAAGCAGACCGCUCAGGGAUCAAUGUACUCCGUCAGACAUUUCAACAGUAAGUGUUGAUCUCAGCCGUCACCACGGAGACGAGGAGGAGGCCAAAGAAAGAGAGGAAGGAAAGGGAGAAUGA
Molecule: messenger RNA, 522 nt
Organism: Seriola dumerili (greater amberjack)
Lineage: Eukaryota; Metazoa; Chordata; Actinopteri; Carangiformes; Carangidae
Product: protein phosphatase 1 regulatory subunit 1B-like
Exons: 5
Coding region: 22-522 (166 amino acids)
Biological process (GO): intracellular signal transduction
Cellular component (GO): cytoplasm
Molecular function (GO): protein phosphatase inhibitor activity
Source: RefSeq, a predicted model, not a curated record